Prosopis cineraria is the source of this 1869-nucleotide messenger RNA. Its product is annotated as glycerol-3-phosphate acyltransferase 1. Gene Ontology annotation, molecular function: glycerol-3-phosphate 2-O-acyltransferase activity; phosphatase activity. NCBI's taxonomy places the organism in Eukaryota, Viridiplantae, Streptophyta, Magnoliopsida, Fabales, Fabaceae. Gene Ontology annotation, biological process: cutin biosynthetic process. Gene Ontology annotation, cellular component: membrane. The record is from RefSeq and is a predicted model, not a curated record.
ACAAAUACCCAUUUACUCUCUUCACCCUCUCAAUAUAGCCUUGCAAGUACUUUCAUCACCAUCAUUACUGAGGGGAAAAUUUUUCAAAAUUGAAGUAGUCACCAUGGUGCUCUUAAUGGUUCUUCUCAGGCUUCUAGCUUCCUCAUGUCAUAGAGCAGCAAGAAGAAUGAGCUCUUAUGGCUUUUACUUGGAAAUUGUGUCAGUCAAGCCAUCACAUCCUUCUUCUCCAUCUUUCCCUAGUAUUACCAAAUGUAGUUUGGAGGGUAGGAAGUCACAGACACUAGCCUGUGACAUUCACAGAGUUCUCUUGAGAUCCCACUCUUUCUUCCCCUUCUUCAUGCUUGUUGCCUUUGAAGGUGGAAGCAUUUUCAGAGCCCUUUUUCUGCUUCUGUCAUGUCCUGUACUAUGGAUUCUGGACUAUGAACUCAGGCUAAGAGUCAUGAUCUUUAUAACCUUCCGUGGGUUGAAGUUGAAGGAUAUGGAAAACACUUCAAGGGCCGUUUUACCCAAGUUUUAUCUGGAGAAUCUGAACCUGGAGGCCUGUGAGGUGUUGGGUUCAGUGGGGUUUAGGGUUGUGUUCACCAGUCUGCCUAGAGUCAUGGUUGAAGGGUUUCUGAAGGAGUAUUUGAGUGUUGACGAGGUUAUAGGAACAGAGUUGCAGAAUUUCGGAGGCUACUUCACUGGUUUGGUUUCUGGGCCUGGUUUGCUCGUGAAGCAUGGAGCUCUCAAGCAGUACUUCGGAGAUAGAAAGCCUGACAUUGGACUUGGAAGCAGUCACAGUGUUCAUGAUCAUCUCUUAAUCUCUCAUUGCAAGGAGGCUUAUGUGGUGAAGAAAAAUGAAGGUUCAAUAAUGCCAAGGGAAAAAUACCCAAAGCCUCUGAUUUUCCAUGAUGGUAGGCUAGCAUUUCUGCCAACCCCAUCAGCAACACUCUUCAUGUUCAUGUGGCUUCCAAUUGGAAUUCUCUUAGCUAUUUACAGAUUCUUGGGUAUCAUCGUACCCUACAAACUAACCCUAGUUCUUGGCAGUUUCAGUGGUGUUCGCUUCAAUUUCAAGGUCCAUGAUAACCACAAAAAGUCCCGCAAAUCCAAUGGGGUCCUAUAUGUGUGUACUCACAGGACCCUCUUAGAUCCUGUGUUUCUCAGCACAUGUCUGGGCAAGCCAUUAACAGCAGUUACAUACAGUUUAAGCAGAGUCUCUGAGAUUAUAGCUCCAAUAAGAACAGUGAGACUUACUAGGGACAGAAAGAAAGAUGGGGAAGCCAUGGAAAUUCUUCUGAAAGAAGGUGACUUGGUGGUGUGCCCUGAAGGAACAACUUGCAGGGAGCCAUAUCUGUUGAGAUUUAGCUCAUUGUUUGCUGAAUUGACUGAUGAGAUUGUUCCUGUGGCCAUUAAUGCAAAAGUGAGUAUGUUCUAUGGGACCACUGCUAGUGGGCUUAAGUGUUUGGACCCAAUUUUCUUUUUGAUGAAUCCAAGGCCAAGUUAUUACAUUGAGAUUCUUGAGAAAGUGCCCAGAAAUCUCACAUGUAGUGGUGGAAAGUCCAGCUUUGAAGUGGCUAAUUAUACACAGAGGAGGCUGGGAGAUGCUUUGGGAUUUGAGUGUACAAAUCUUACAAGGAAGGAUAAGUAUUUGAUGCUUGCAGGGAAUGAGGGUAUCGUUCAACAAGAUAUGAGGAAAAAGUGAUGAAGAAAAGGUUUUUCCUUUUUGGGGCUAUAAAAAUAUAUUUGUUACUUUUUUACUUCAAGUGUUCAGAUGUUCAGAUCAUGAUACUUUUAAGUGAUAUGAUAGUUUGAGAGAAAUUUAAUUAUGUCAGCUAGGUUAGCUUAAAUGGAAUGUUCUACUUGUUUUGGUCAUGGAGUGUGUGCCUAUGU